CCUAUGUAUUCAUACGGUAUUUGUCAAAAAGCAAUAAUGAACUUUCAUCUUGGAACCUGCUUACUUCGAGUUGCAGAUGGAUGGCUUCAGGUUGCUCCUGGCAUAUUGUGUACUCGUUGCUUUCGCUCGAAGCACAAAUCUUGAUCUUGGUUUAAAGAUCGCAUUGCAUGCCCAAUCUAAGUCCUCUCUACAUGGUUGGGUUGCCGGCUCCGAGGUCACUACGCGUGGACUGCGACGUGCCUUCCUCAAAAGGGCUGAUGUUUCGAUUGUGGAGAUAUUUGCUCCAUUUUGCUAUGAAGGUGCUCAAAAUUUCACGGCGCCUUCCACGGCAUCGUCGCGACGUCUGCUUACACGCCUGACUUAGGAAUUGCCCACCAAUGGGAUAUGUUACUCGUAGAGGGGUUUUCCGGUCCUGUCUAUUCCAGGUGCACAAAUCAAAUUUCACUGCGCCUUUCGCUAUCAACGCAGCGUCUGCUCGAUCGCAUGGUAGUGCGGGUCUCUCACCACUCGGCUUGGCCAGCACGGCUGCGUUGUCGCCGAGCAAUGACUUUGUGAAGAAUUAUCCAGGUGCACCUGACUCAGUGGUUGAGUUGCACACAGGUCCAGUCUGUAAUACGUGGCAUGCGUCGGUUUAAUAAACAAAUCGCUGUGUUCCAUUCUGUGUGGAAAGCAAAUUAGGCGGCCCGUGCGCCAUCGAUGCGAUGUCAUCCCGUAACUGCGCCUGCUCGAUGGCGUGGAGGUUGACGAAGCACUCUCGCAGUAAUUCUCAGAUAACCUGACUCGCUGGUUGAUUUCCACACAGGUUCCAUUGGUGUCUGGACACAUAUCCAACACUCGCCUCGGUAGCAGCGAUUGAUGUCGAUAGUUUUCUCACAAACUCACGGCUUUUGGCAUUACAUGGGUUUACUAUGGCAGGUGGUAAUGUUCUUGGUUUGGCGUCACCUUGGUUUCACAAGGCCGUCGGCGACUCGGCGCGGACAUGACUCUUCAGCGUGAGACGUGUCGACUGCGUCAACGCGACGGCGUCGCUCCACGCAGAACCUCGCACCUCGUGAGUUCGUAGCACUCGCCGUGGAUACUAGAGAAAUGAAACCACCGUCUGACGCGCGCGCGCAACGAUCUGUGUAGAAAAUCGUACUCUUCACCCUCCACACCAUACAGUUAAUGGGAUGGCAUCGCGUCGAUGGCGUAGGGGCUGACUCGAUCGACCUCAAAGAUGGUCUCCGCACAGGCAUCCCUCCAGCAAUGAUACUGUCGUUGUGUAUCUUGGGCAGCCCUCAUACAGCAAAGCGCUACUCGCCAAGACACUUCUUGCUCUGUAUGACGUUCCCGGUGUAAGGCUGAAAAUCUAUGGGUCUGCGUGGGAUCAUUUUUCGCUGCAAGACAAGGAUUAUGCGCGGCUGGCGGCUUGCUGCUGGCAAGGCAGACUCCCUAGUGGUAGCAUCGCCAGACUUUAUGCAAAUGCAACCGUAAUACUCGGCACAACCGAUUCUUCACAGCGGCGCCUGGGCAUGGUGAACAACCGUGUAUUUGAGGCACUCGCGUGCAGCGGUGGUCAAUUUGUUGCUGUUGAAGAGCGUGGAGUAGACUUUUUCUCCGAGUUGCGAGGUGCAAUAAGAUCGCAUGGUGUCGUAACUUACGCGACGACUGAUGGAAUUAAAGCAAUCACAGAUCUGCUAGUUGCGUAUCACCCCUCCUCGACCUUACUACGUCGCGUUGCUGCUAAAGCACGCGCACAUGCAAUUAGGCAUCACACAUACGACACACGGGCGGCGAUAAUCUUAAAUGUCGCUGCACGUCACUACAAUAGUGUAAGAUCACAAAAACCACGAUCCGGUCGGCCCAUAGUCACCGUUAUUGUUGACGGUGGCGACAUCGUAGACUGGGAAUUCAUAUACGGACUAUUACCAGCAUUCUUGGCGCAUGAUCGUGAAUGGCAGUUACGAGUAUUCGAUGCAAGCACCAUGGAUGUCAACGCAAUCGCUGGUUCGGCGCUUGUAGUGGCUCGUGGUCCUUGGGGUGGUGUUGCCAUGCGCCUAGUCAGCGCGUUGGAUGAUUUUGCAGCAUGCGCCACAGGGGGUGGGAUCCGUGGUAUGCCACGGCGCCCGGUGACCGCGAUUUCCCUUCAACAUGUACGCAGUCCAGCUCUGCCCAUGGGCAUAAAUUGCAAGGAAGUGUUAAGAUUUGAUGCGAUAUUUCAUGAUUCUAUCGUUUCCAAACUGCCUCUGUGUCUCGAGCAUCACCCCAACGCACGGGUUGCCCUUGGCGUUAAUGUAGCCGCGCUCCAUAAGGAUUGGUUUUGUUCGACUACUGGUUCCUGCGCAGGCUCAGCUAAUGGUCGAGAUAAUUACGAGACAAGAAAGCUAUGGGUUUAUAACAAAAACACCGCCCCUAAGCAAGAGAUGGAAUGUCUGGAUUGGUACGACUUUGCUAGUUGGAAUGGGGGAAAACAUAUUAGAUCGUACCGUCGUCGAUGUGUCCAUGUUCAACGACUGAUGCGUGCAGAGACGUUCCUUGCAGUUCUGCGGUCUAGUCAGCCCCUUGGACUUCUAUUUUCACAACCAAGCGACAUAGGAACCUUCCUGUAUCUCGCCAGUCUUGCUGUUGGUGCUGUUAUUCGCACUCCAGGUGAUAAUGCAUCAUUGGUGCGCGUCCUUUCGCUCGGUCCGAAGAUCUUAGCUAAUUAUUUUUGUCUUGAAACUCUGACAAAUGUGCUCGUAAAUACCUUAGUUUGGACAUUGGAUUCCCCACGGUCGAUAGCUGACCUUGAAAUCAUGGCCCCAGGAGAAGAAGACACCCUUGUUUGCAGUCACGAUGUGCAGAACCCUGGCUCAAUCUGGAAAUGCUCUAUCCCGGUGACAGUUAGUCUACAAUCGUUCGUGCCUCCAGACGAUGGUGUCUGGUGUGUGCAUGUCAACGAAAUUGAACUCGUUUGCCAGGGUGACACAAAAGAACAAGUGAGGGCUGACUUUGAAUUUGAUCUGGGAGACAUGACAGCUUACACUGUUCGCGUCUGUGCUGUUCUUCGGAGUCCCAACGCAGACCUGGGCCGGCUCUCCGUGGUCCGCCGAUCUCGGUCGAUUUCUCUAGUGCUCACUUGAGGUGAUGGUCGAACUGUUUGCAUGUGAUGUCGAAGUAAGUCAGGGUAGUCCUUCAAGUUGACUUGAACGCCAACUACAUAAUACAUACACCACUAUCUAUUCUCCCAUCGCGCCUCGCCGCGCGACAUCGAAGCGGCACCUCCCGGGCCUCCGGCUCAGGCUGCCAGUACGCGCCGGCCCGGCCCGCCGGGGCUACAACGAGUCCGGGUCUGUGUGACUCGGACUUUCGGUCACGAUGAUGAGGGACCUCCGGCAGGUCGGCUGUCGGGGCUGCCUCAGGAUCCGCGCAAGCUCCGCCUGGCUCCCGCCAUUUUCGAGUUAGCGAGCAAUCAACCCAGGGAGAUCCAGGGCUAUCUGAUGAAAAGAA
This is a messenger RNA of Pelagomonas calceolata, 3468 nucleotides long. Lineage: Eukaryota; Pelagophyceae; Pelagomonadales; Pelagomonadaceae. The record is from the annotation of a GenBank genome assembly.